Pelodiscus sinensis (Chinese soft-shelled turtle) is the source of this 2401-nucleotide messenger RNA. RefSeq names its product small glutamine rich tetratricopeptide repeat co-chaperone beta (gene SGTB). The record is from RefSeq and is a predicted model, not a curated record. Gene Ontology annotation, cellular component: TRC complex; membrane. Gene Ontology annotation, biological process: post-translational protein targeting to endoplasmic reticulum membrane. Gene Ontology annotation, molecular function: molecular adaptor activity; protein binding. NCBI's taxonomy places the organism in Eukaryota, Metazoa, Chordata, Testudines, Trionychidae.
GCUGCCAGCCCGGCGCCGUGGAGAGCGAGCCUCCGCACUGGGCAACCCUGCGGCCCCCCGAGCUGCUCCGGCCGGGCACGGUGAGGUUCAUAAGCUUCUAAAAUGUCGUCAGUGAAACGUCUAGUAUACGCUGUCAUCCAUUUCUUGAGAGAACAAAGUCAACUGGAUACUUUCACUUCAGAUGAACAAGAAAGCUUGGAAGUUGCAAUUCAGUGUUUGGAGACAGUUUUUAAGAUUAGCCUAGAAGAUACGCAUCUUGCAGUGCCACAGCACUUGACAGAAUUGUUCUCAAAUUCUUUUCACAAGAAUGACAUGUUGCCUCUCUCCGAUUCAUUGCCAGAAGAUAUUGAAAAGGCUGAUCAGCUGAAAGAUGAAGGCAAUAAUCACAUGAAGGAAGAAAAUUACGUUGCUGCAGUGGAUUGUUAUACUCAAGCUAUAGAGUUGGAUCCAAAUAAUGCAGUAUAUUAUUGUAACAGGGCUGCUGCUCAAAGUAAGCUCAGCAACUACAAUGAAGCAAUAAAAGACUGCGAGAGAGCAAUAGCAAUAGAUCCAAAAUACAGCAAAGCAUAUGGGAGAAUGGGGUUGGCCUUGACCUCUAUGAAUAAAUACCAAGAAGCAAUUACCAGUUACCAAAAAGCACUGGUUCUUGAUCCAGAAAAUGACUCUUACAAAUCAAAUAUGAAAAUAGCUGAACAGAAACUAAGAGAUCUCUCCAGUCCUACUGGAACAGGACUGAGUUUUGACAUGGCAAGCUUGAUAAACAAUCCAGCAUUCAUUAGUAUGGCAGCAAGUUUAAUGCAGAAUCCUCAAGUUCAACAACUAAUGUCGGGGAUGAUGUCUAAUGCCAUUGGUGGCCCUGCUGCUGGUGUUGGUGGCCUAACUGAUCUGUCAAGCCUCAUACAUGCGGGGCAGCAGUUUGCACAGCAGAUACAGCAGCAGAAUCCAGAACUCAUAGAACAACUGAGAAAUCAUGUCCGGAGCAGAUCUUUCAGUGGCAGCACUGAAGAGCAUUCCUGAUUUAAAGGAGGCAUGUGUUUGUAGAACUGGAAAUGUGAAUGGUGUAUAAUCCCAAAAUGCAUAUUGUAGCUAAUAGCAAAAGCAUCAUUGUAACUACUCUGCUUGGACAUGAGACAGAAAAUCCUUUGUCUGUUCGUGAAACAAGAAUAAAUCUGUUAAAACAGAUCUGUUGCACACAAGUUUAAACAUAUCAUGUAUGCGUAGUGAAUCCUUUGUAAAUUUAUAGAUAUAUAAAAUAGAUUCAUUGACUCAUUAAAAUUCCCAAAUAUAAGUUACCAUGUUUAAGUCUUUCACAUUAAUGAAAACAAUAUGUUAAUGGAUGUUAAAACUUGCCUUUUCUUUUAAGAGAGGCUACUUACUGUGCACCGAGGCUGCAAUUUGGAGUGAUUUCAAGGGCUGCUGAGAGGGGAAGCGAGUCUAAUGCUUUCAAACGUGCUGGCAUGCCUGUGUAUAAGAAUUGUUUUUAAAAAAAUACCUUGUAAAAGGCCUGUUGUUCAGUAGCAAAGGGUUGCUUCUUGCCAGAUCAGCUAUGAAACAGUAGAUCUGAUUAGCAGUCUGCUCCUUGUGAUGAGCCCAAGUGUGUGAUGGAGAGUGCAGUGUGGAUUUAAAAUGUGUCCGAGGAUAAGCCCUGUGGCUUCAUAGCACUGAAUUUUCAGUGCUUGUUGAGAGGCUUCUGGUGUCAGCAUCACAUGCCUUUCAACUUUACCUGGUGGGUAGUAGAGACUUAGGAGGAUUAAGAGUUGAGUGUAUAGAGGAUGAUAAAACUGAGCUAGGAGGAAGAUGUACAGAAAUCCGAGAACAAGACCAGGACAAGAGAGAAGGAAAUAGGAAUUUCUACUGGCACGUGUCCCCAAAUCAUAUUAGUAGCUCUGGAGGUCUCCAUUAUGCCACUAAUAGCAUAGACAUGGAAAGCUGUGCCUCAUUCCUGUGUUUAUAUAGUAUACAACCUGAGUUUAAAAAUCUUUAAUGGUGAUUAACUAAACUACACAAGUUAUUAGCACUGAAAACUUAGGGAAUUGCUUUAGAAAAAAUAAAUCAAUAUGUACCACAGUGCAGCAAAUCACUGACUUAUGGGAAAAAACACAGUUAAGGAUUUUUGAAGUUUAACUAUACCAUAAAUGUGUACAUUUUAAAUGAGUGAUGAAUAAUGAAAAGGCCAUGAAAUAGUUUUUCUAGUCUACAGUGUUCCUCUUUCCAGCUCUCCUAAGCUUACCUUUUUGUACCCUCUGGAUUUUCUAUACUUUUAAAAAAAUAUUUUUGUGCCCUGUUUCCCUUCAGCUGUUUGUUGAUGCCAUCUACUACUGCUGGAUACACUUAGGCUGUGUCUACACUGGCACAAUCUCACGCAAAAGCGGCCACUCUUGUGCAAAAACUUGCUGCCUGU